AUGGCCCUCUGCUUAUGUUACCGCCAAUAAGCUGAAAAGUUUUUUUUUUUUUUUCGUCUAUCCUUGUAAACAGGACAAACCAUAAGACGUAGCCAUGUUUCUUUGGCUGUCUCUGGUUUGGGCACAGAUGCUGAUCUCAGAAUCCUCUUCUGGUGAUCAGGAGUUGCGCCUCUUUCCUCUUCCAAAACUCUUACACCCACACCUGCAUCCUCACGCACACCUGCAUCCUCACUACAAUGUGGACAAGAACCAAGACCAAACCCAACAGCGCCACCAUGAGGCCAGGGUAGCUAAGGGACGACCAGAGGCCUUUUUGAAGUCCAGGUUUCGUCCGGAGCAUGGACAGUGGGGUGUAAACCUGCUGGCCCGACCACACCAUGAUGUAGUUCCAGAGCAUAUUGAGGUGUCUGCACAACACUUGGUCACUGUGUACUUGGCUGUGGACGUGCGGAGGCUGAACAUCAGUCUUCUUCGCUGGUUUCGGGAAGGAGUUGCAGCUGCUUUGGGUGUUCCUGUCAGAGAUGUACACAUCAACCGCCUCAAUGAAGAGAAGAAUGGCAUCGAGCUUUUCGUCUCCUCUCAUAGGCUGGGGAUCUUGGAGCCCCGUCCAGCUGAAGAAGUCAUCCAGUCACUGAACAUCAGGGUUCUCCACCACCACCUGGGGCACUUUGGUAUCACCGAGGUUUCUACAGAGAAAAACGUUCUCCAGGGCCAGCAGAGGGAUCCCGUGUGGAGCAGAGACGGCUUCUAUGCAGUCUUUCUCUUCUUCACCAUCUUUGUUAUUGUCAUCACAUGCUUAAUGGUUUUAUACCGACUCAAAGAGAAAGUCCAAAUUUCUCAAAGACAGGUGAAAGCUCCCCCUGACUACAGGCCAAAAGUCUGUGAUCCCACAGGCUCAUCUCAGAGCCCAACCAACGUCACCAAGGCUGUGACUGCCAGAAGCAUGGUCCAGGCUGAGCUACCUCCUUCUAUAGCCACGCCCAUUCCCCAGCAGCAGCCAAUCACAGCUUGUCGUCUUGUGCCUCCUGUCAUUCCUAUACCAAGCCCCACACCUGCAGUAGUGAAAAGUUUGGACCCCACUCCCUUGAGCACCCCGGCAUCUUCAAACGAGUUAAAGCCUUGUCCCUCCCCUUUCAGAAUGAAACCUGCUGCAGGACUUCAAGAGAGGCGUGGUUCCAAUGUGUCUUUAGUGUUGGAUAUGUCAGCUCUGGGUGCAGUUGAGCCCCUAAAUGUUACCGUGGUGACACCCCGGGAGGCUGCAUCAAAAGAGUACCUACUGUCGGCUGGUCGUCCACUGACACGCCAAGAGCUUCGCGAAAUCAUCAAUAACACACACAAGCUACACGCUGAAUUUGCUGAAAUUCCGAUGAACUUUAUAGAUCCUAAAGAACUAGAUAUUCCAAACAAUGGGACAAAAAACAGAUACAAGACCAUCCUACCAAAUCCUCAUUCUAGAGUUAUUUUGAAGUCCAAAAAUUGCAAUGACUUGCUGGGGUCCUACAUCAAUGCUAACUACAUACGGGGUUACCUUGGCAACGAGAGGGCAUACAUUGCAACACAGGGUCCAAUGGUGAACACUGUGAAUGACUUUUGGCAGAUGGCCUGGCAGGAAGAGUCUCCUGUUAUUGUCAUGAUCACCAAACUGAAAGAGAAAAACGAGAAGUGUGUUCUGUACUGGCCUGAGAAGAGGGGCAUCUAUGGAAGGGUCGAGGUUUUGGUGAACAGCACCAGAGAGAGUGAACACUACACCACCCGCAGCCUCACACUGAAGUGUGGAAACCAAACACGCAUAGUUCAGCAUUACUGGUACACCUCAUGGCCGGACCACAAAACUCCAGACUCGGCGAUGCCACUGUUGGAGCUCAUGACAGAUGUUGAGGCAGAGAGGAGGUCCGCUGCCUCCAUGGGGCCAGUCAUUGUCCACUGCAGUGCUGGUCUUGGUCGGACGGGCUGCUUCAUUGCUACAACAAUAGGCUGUAGACAGUUACAGUUGGAGGGUGUCGUUGAUGUGUUGAGCAUCACCUGCCAGCUCAGAGCAGACAGGGGAGGGAUGAUUCAGACAGGAGAGCAGUACGAGUUUGUCCAUCACGCCUUAAGCUUGUUUGAAGCCCAACUCUCCACUGAAACUGGACCCUGAAAUGUAGAUCCACACUGGACUUUACCAGGAGGUGUUUUUCUGUGUUUAUAAAGGAAGUAAUGGCAGAUAUGUGGAUGUAAUAUGGGACUAAGGACGGGUGGGUGAUCCACAGUGGAGUGAGCUGGACCAACAUUUUGGCAAAGCUUUAAAAGAGAGACAUCAAUAUGAAAUGUUUUUUUCUGUUUUUGCUCUCUAUGAAGUAAUACAGCAAAAUGAGAGGCUGUGGGUGUUUUGUUAUAAUGUUAACUCAAUGGUGGUUCAAUAUUCACUAACAAUAUUGUCUGUCUCUGUCUCAUAGGAUAUAGGGUAUUGUUGCCUCAAGGAUAACCAUUAGACUGUUAGUAUAGAUUUUUAACUAGUCUCCCCUACCCUUUUAGGACUACAUCAGAUUUUCAAUAUUGUCUGUACAAAAAUCAUAAAAAUGUCCCAAUUAGUACUCCUAUUGUAAAUAAGGACUUAUGGGUACUUCAAUGUUAUGUUCUGAGACUAUUCUUUACAUUGAUCUGCAUUACAGAGCUGUUUACAGGUAUUUCAAAAAAUGUUGAUUGUUCUCUAUAAGCUAUGUGACACAAAAUACUGGUACUAGUACUAAGCUGCAUCCUCUCAGGUUUACUACCUCAACAGAGGGCAGCAGAAAUCCUAUUGAUUUGAGUCAACAAGAUGUCCCAGCAUCAAAAGAGCCAUAAAGUGAUUUUUAGAUCACCAAUGUUGAACCAUUGCUUAUUUGUUUUCUGUAUAAUAUAAAUGGACUGAGGUUAGAGUACUUCUAUCUCAUGAUUACAGUGGUUGUUCAAAUAUCUUAUAUAUAGAGCAAUAGGUUUGAUUAAGAGGGUUUGUGUUUUGUGGUUGCAAUCACAUUCCACAAAGCAAAUAUUUUUAACUGAAAAAGCAGCCUUAGAAAUGGUAAAAUGGUGCUUAAAAGAGCACUUUGAUAAAGUCAGUUGCAGUUGCCUAUGACAAGAUAAAGUAAUGGAUAGUAGUCCUUUUCGGCAGAUGUGUUUCUAUUUCUGUUGCAUUGACAAUUGUUUAUUAUAUUGCUUCAUACCAAAAAUGUUAAAUGAUUUCUGUCACAAUGGUGGUGAAGUGGUACAUUGUAUGUUUUAGUGAGUAAAAAUCUUAUUUUUAUACAGUUUUUGUAACAUAUAUAAAAAUUUAUUUUAGCACCUUUGCACCACUUGAAAUGGUCAAAAUAGAGGAAUGUUCACAUUGAGAUACUAAAUAUAAAAACUCAAUCUGCUUUAAAGUAACAAAAUUGCAAACCAUUAUCUAGAGCCAUAUUCUUGUUUAGAAAAUUGGAAAAUGGUCAAUUUGGCAUUGUGUAAAGUAGAUAAUCAAGUGAAUAUUUUUAUAGUAAAAAGAAUCUUUUUUGGACUGAACUUUCAAUAUAACGCCAGUGUUGAAGAACAUCACCGGUAUAAAACAAAACCAUGGAGUCAAAAUUGGAGUCAGAACAUUGCCUUGGACUAUUUUUCCUACUGGGUAGACUUGGUCAUGUGACUCUAAGGUCAUCAACAUGUGCAGGUUUAUUUCUGAAAACCUGUAUAAGUUGACAGUAGUUUAAAAUGCUCCAUUUCAUAAAAUACUGUUCUUUCAUAUGAGGACAGACAGUGAAGCCACCUUCAUGCCCUCAGCAGCUGCGAGGAUCACAACACACUGCCUCUGACGUAGAAUUGUGAAUUUACAGUAGCUCGUGGUUCACACUGUAUUUAAUCACUGUUUGACUGUUGAAAGAGUUUAAAGGGAUGCGCUAACUUUUUUUGAUAUGUCAGUAAACACAGUGAAAUUAAUUUAGCUUAAAUGCUACUAUGAAUAAUAAUACCUUUGAAUGACAUACAUUCAAAGUUACAUGUCAAAUCUGGGCAUCCCUUUAAACUUCUUUAAUUUGGGCAUUAGCUCAGUCAGGGUACGCCUAAAGCCAGUGUACUCUGUGGUUUCAAUGUACUCAGAUGAAUGUUGUUAUUGUUCAAGCUGUAACUUGUGUAUCUUCAUUUACGCGAACUACCUGUAAUAUAAAAUAAAACAAC
Messenger RNA from Boleophthalmus pectinirostris (great blue-spotted mudskipper), 4161 nucleotides. RefSeq names its product protein tyrosine phosphatase receptor type R (gene ptprr). Bases 95 to 2137 code for a protein of 680 amino acids. The record is from RefSeq and is a predicted model, not a curated record. Lineage: Eukaryota; Metazoa; Chordata; Actinopteri; Gobiiformes; Gobiidae. Gene Ontology annotation, molecular function: protein tyrosine phosphatase activity. Gene Ontology annotation, biological process: protein dephosphorylation. The transcript is spliced from 16 exons.